GAGGGUUGAAGGCAGGUGUGUACUGGGGACAUUGGUUGGUGGUGGAGAAUGUGCACUGGUGGAGGGAUGGGUGUUCGAUCAUUGUAUGACUGAAACUCAGACAUGAAAGUUUCGUAACUGUAUCUCAUGGUGAUUCAAUUAAAAAAAAAAGCUGUGCUGAAUUAAAGAGAUGUAGCAUUUGAGAACAGUUUAAAAUAUGGGUGCUUGGCUUGCACAGAGCCCGUUCUGGUUCCAUCCCCAGCAAUUCCUAAUGUUCUCUCGAGUACUCCUGAGCACAGUCAGGAGUAAGUCCUGGGCACAGCGCGCGCGGCCCAACACUUCUCCGGCCUGUAUAUGUAUAUGUGUAUGUGCAUGUGUGUACAUAUAUGUGUUUGGACGUAAGUGUAUCUACAUUGCUUAACUUAGUUCUCACUCAUUCCUAUUAUUUUCCCAGUCAUUUAACAAAAAGAGAACUAGGAAAACAAAGCAAUUACUAAGGACAAGGACAAUUACUAAUUGAUGAAUGAAAGAGCUGAGACCACCCUUAGGAAAGUUUUGAGGUGUGGGAGUGCCUCACCACGUUCUUUCUGCCCCCUCCUCCGCCCCGCCAACGCCCGCCCCUCCACCUCUCCAGCCUGUCGAGGGCGGCCUGCGGGCGCUCUCUGUCCCUCAGUCCCAGACCCCUCUGCCCGGCUGCCGCUUUUCUGCUCUUCGCUUGCCCUGCCUGCGCUGGCCGCGAUGACUGACAGCCGCAGUGUCUCCCCUUGAGCGGUGGCGCCCGUCGCGUCUUUGUUUGCAACACCGCUGAGCCUGAGAACGAAGGAGGGGGGCCGCUGACUGUAUUAGUAAGGUUUUAAAACAAACGAUUUCCUAAUAUGUAUCUAUUUCAUGCAGCGUGAAACUUCCGUUAGCAAAGCCCUCAGCGCUGCGCCUUUCUUUCUGCUGUCUCCCACCCACCGUGCCCGGGCCUGACUCCCACCAUCCUUCCCUCCAAGCCCAGACAGAGCAGCCGAGCAGACAAAACAGCCAGGGCCGCGGGUGGGAGGUUGUUCCACCGCUCGUGGCUGGCGUUGCAGAACGUGAAGAUUUUUCCCAUUCAUAAAAAUUAGCAUCCCUGCCCGCGGACUCCCCACACAGCCCAACCGCGUGGGACCCGGGUGCUCGGUUCCCGGGCGGGCAAGGGGGCCCAGGUCGCUGGUUUUCUCGACGCUUCUCCAGGGAGUCUUCACACAGACUGGCAUCGGUGCUCAGGAACCCUCUUGUUUGAAAUGAAGAAUCAAAAUGGCCCGUGGUUCAAUCCACAAAUAAAACCUCACCCUUUGACUUCAGGCUGUCCGACAUUUUGUGACUCCCGUUUUUAAUUCUUUUUUGGGUUCUAUCAUAGAAUUAGGGAGGAGCUGUCAAAUCAUACUAUCCGUCCGUUUAUAAACAAGCGGUAUUUUAGGCUGCCGGUUUUAUAGUGGUGGGUGGGGGCGCGGGAGGGGGCAGGGGAAGCAGCGGCAGGAAGGGCGGAGCGGGGGGGGGGGUUUGGUAUUGCACUAAUUCAAGACGCAGUCGCCUUCGAAAUAAUCAAUUGUUAUUAACAAUGAUCCUCUGCGAAGCGCUUAAAAUUGCCCCUUGACUCCCCUAGCAGCAAGCGGCGAGCCCUUAUUCGCUGAGCUGUCGCCGCCUCCCCCGCCCGCCCCACUACUCUCUGCUCUGGAAAUUACAACUCCGCGGCGCCGGGAGCCGGGAGGCGGGGACGGGAGGAAGGAGGGAGGCCGGGAGGGGAUUCCCGAGCCAGCCCGGCGCUUUGCCCUCCGCCAGCCGGCUGCAGCGUCGCGCGGCCAAGGUCAGCGGCGCCCGCCCGAGCAGUAGCUGCUCAACAGAGGAAUCGGAUCCAUCCCGACCUCGUGAAGAGAGCCCCAGGGCGCCAUCGGCCCUAAGACAACAGCUGCCGGGGGAGGGGGGCGAGCGAGGGUCUCCAAGCAGGCGCAUUCCGGCCCGACGAGUCGCGAGCACCCGGGCCCGGCAGGUGGCGGCGCAACUGCGAGCAACCAGGGGAGCCCCGGGCUCGUCCACCGUCCGCCCCACGGGCGCUGUCCGCCGCCUCGCGGUGCUGAUACCCCGCCCUGGAGCCAAGCGGCCUGCACAUCCGCCUUUUCACCGUCGCUCGCCCCGAUCAGGGCGGGGCAGGGCCUAAAAUGGGCAGUUGCUCAGUCUAGGACACGGGUUAAAACCCGAGAGCUGGCGAACAGCAGCCCGUCCGCAGGUUCGGAUGUGAAGAGGAGGCGCGCGCGCUGCAGCCAGCGGCGGCGCUCGUGCUGAUUCAUCACCCAAAGCGCCUCGCAGGCCAUCGCGAGGGCAGCCGACCGGCCUCGGACCGUAGCCGCAAGUUGAAGCCGCUGGUGCAGGAGGCUUGCGGGCAGAAGGUGAGGACUCCCUCCCGUUUCUGGCCCCCCCACCCCCCGAUCUUCUUAGGGCUGUAGCCUCCAGACAGAGAGGGGCGUGCCCCUGGGUUGCGAUGAAAUAGUCCUGCCCAUGUGAUGACUCUCCCUUCCCUUCCACCCGUGCGAGCUGAUUCUCCGCUUGUCUCCGGAGCUUGUGCCAUUCCACCCUGCGUCCUGAGCAGCUUGGACUGCCCGCGUCGAGAUGGAGGAAGAGCUGAAGUGCCCGGUGUGUGGCUCUCUGUUUCGGGAACCCAUCAUCCUGCCCUGUUCCCACAAUGUCUGCCUGCCUUGCGCUCGCACCAUCGCAGUGCAGACCCCGGACAGUGAGCAUUUGCCUCAGCCGCUCCUGCAUUCCCGGGUGUCUGGGCUGCAAACGGGCGCCGCCGCCGCCGCCGCCGCCGCACCCCCUCUUGACCACGACGCGGUUGCUGCCCCUUCCUGCAGCGGAGGGGUCGCGAGCUCAGCUGGCGGCCUGGGCAGUACUGCGGGAGGUGGUGGGGAUCACGUCGACAAGCUGAGUCUAUACAGCGAGACAGACAGCGGUUACGGCUCCUACACUCCGAGUCUCAAGUCCCCCAACGGAGUCCGCGUGUUGCCCAUGGUGCCCGCGCCACCGGGCUCCUCGGCCGCCGCGGCUCGGGGUGCCGCCUGCUCCUCACUGUUGUCGUCCUCCUCAAGCUCCAUCACGUGCCCGCAGUGUCACCGCAGCGCCUCGCUGGACCACCGCGGCCUGCGUGGCUUCCAGCGCAACCGGCUUCUCGAGGCCAUCGUGCAGCGGUACCAGCAGGGCCGCGGGGCCGUGCAGGGGGCAUCGGCUGCGGUCGCAGUAGCCAUCUGUCAGUUGUGCGACCGAACCCCACCCGAGCCGGCUGCCACACUCUGUGAGCAGUGCGAUGUGCUCUACUGCGCUGCUUGCCAGCUAAAGUGCCAUCCGUCCCGGGGGCCCUUCGCUAAGCAUCGCCUGGUGCAGCCGCCGCCGCCGCCGCCCGCGCCUGCUGAGGCCGCCUCUGUGUCCCCUGGUGCUGCCCAGGGCGCCCCAAGCGGAAGCAGCGGCUGCAAAAGCCCCGGGGGCGCGGGGGCCAGCGCGACGGGGGCUAGUUCACCCCGCAAGUUUCCUUCAUGCCCCGAACAUGAGAUGGAGAACUACAGCAUGUAUUGCGUGAGCUGCAGAACCCCAGUCUGCUAUGUGUGCCUGGAGGAGGGUCGACACGGCAAGCACGAGGUGAAGCCGCUGGGGGCCAUGUGGAAACAGCACAAGGCCCAAUUAUCUCAGGCCUUGAAUGGAGUAUCUGAUAAGGCAAAAGAAGCAAAGGAGUUUCUGGUUCAGCUUAAGAACAUUCUGCAGCAGAUCCAGGAAAAUGGACUAGACUAUGAAGCCUGCUUGGUGGCUCAGUGUGACGCACUGGUGGAUGCUUUAACUCGACAGAAAGCCAAGCUGCUUACCAAGGUUACUAAAGAGAGGGAACACAAGCUGAAGAUGGUUUGGGACCAGAUCAAUCACUGCACAUUGAAGCUGCGCCAGUCGACAGGACUGAUGGAGUACUGUCUGGAGGUGAUCAAGGAAAAUGAUCCCUCUGGAUUUCUACAGAUCUCGGAUGCUCUGAUCAAGCGUGUCCAGGUGUCUCAGGAGCAGUGGGUCAAAGGUGCCCUGGAGCCCAAAGUAUCUGCAGAGUUUGACCUGACCUUGGACAGCGAGCCGUUGCUUCAGGCAAUCCACCAACUGGACUUCAUUCAGAUGAAAUGUAGGGUGCCACCGGGCCCCCUGCUGCAGCUGGAGAAAUGCUGCACACGGAAUAACAGUGUCACGCUGGCCUGGAGGAUGCCGCCUUUCACCCACAGCCCUGUGGACGGCUACAUCCUGGAGCUUGAUGACGGCGAUGGGGGGCAGUUCCGGGAAGUGUACGUUGGCAAGGAGACGCUCUGCACCAUUGACGGGCUGCAUUUCAACAGCACCUACAAUGCCAGGGUCAAGGCUUUCAACUCGUCUGGAGUUGGACCCUAUAGUAAAACUGUCGUCCUGCAGACAUCUGACGUGGCCUGGUUCACAUUUGACCCCAACUCUGGGCACCGGGACAUCAUUUUAUCCAAUGACAACCAGACAGCCACGUGCAGCAGCUAUGAUGACCGGGUUGUGCUCGGCACAGCUGCAUUCUCCAAGGGCGUGCAUUAUUGGGAGUUGCACGUGGAUCGGUACGACAACCACCCAGACCCUGCCUUCGGGGUGGCCCGAGCCAGCGUAGUCAAGGACAUGAUGCUGGGCAAGGAUGACAAGGCCUGGGCCAUGUAUGUGGACAACAACCGCAGCUGGUUCAUGCACUGCAACUCCCACACCAACAGGACAGAAGGUGGAGUGUGCAAGGGGGCAACUGUGGGUGUGCUGCUGGACCUGAAUAAGCACACACUGACCUUCUUCAUCAACGGGCAGCAGCAGGGCCCAACAGCUUUCAGCCACGUGGACGGGGUCUUCAUGCCGGCUCUCAGCCUCAACAGAAACGUGCAGGUAACCCUGCACACAGGAUUGGACGUGCCAACGAGUCUGGGGAGGCCAAAACUCUCCGGUAACUAGCCUCCCAGCUUCAGCCCUGCCAUCCCUUGCUGCAACUCAAACAACUCACGAGGGCAGAACCCAAUCAUGGGUGCAACCCAGCGGCCACUUGUAUCUGAGACAUGUUUCUUGUCUGUGUGUGUGGAGGCCGGGGAGGGUGCAGACAGGGUCUGCAGCUUGGAUUUGUGGAGAUGACUCUCAAGGGUGAACGUUGGGUGUGUGUCUCACUUUGAUCCACCUGGAAGCUACAGCUACAAAAAGGGACUUUUCUUGUGGGAGUGAGAAAGCAAUCAGUAUUUACAAUGACUUUUCCUGUCAUCUAUCUACAAAGUCUGAUUUCUAGGAGGAGAGGAGAGGAAGAUAGACCCAGAGACCUGUAUCCUGAGAAUAGGAGGCAGAGAGAGUCUUUGGAAUCCCAUGUCCCCUGUGUCAUCCCGUGGCUGGGAUGCCACUCCUUCAGAAACUCAGGUUGUGUGUCCCUAUCUUUAUCAGGAAGACAACAUUUAGUUUUGAGGUCCUGGGGCCUUCAGUGUAUUAUGUCUUAUGCAGAUCUAAGACAUGAUGGAUAUUAACCAUGAUUCUUGCUCUUUGCCUCUGUUGCUCCUUUUAGAAUGGUUUCCAGGGGUCCUUCUCUAAAGGAAGACCCUUUAGAGACCAUUCUAAUCAUUCAUGAUUAGAAUGAUUUUCCUCACCUUUCCUCUCUCUCUCUCUCUCUCUCUCUCUCUCCACAUACAUAAAUACAUACAUACAUACACACAAUGGUUUGCUAAAAUUUAUUCAUUUUUUAAACACAAAAUGCUGGAAUUUGGCUUUUUAUUUGUUUGGGGCUACUCUGGGAUCACUCCCAGCUCUGUGCUUUGUGACCACUCCCAGCUAUGCUUGAGAUAUCAUGAGAUGCCAGAGAUCGAGCCAGGGGCCUCUUAUGUACAAAAUACAUGCUUAACCCCUUGAGCUCUCUCAGGCCCCCCAAAAAAAAAAACAUUAGAAAUGUAAAGACCAUGUGGCAAGUUUUCACUUGGUGAAAACAGUUUUCUGCAACUACUUCCCAAGAGGCUAACUGCAAACUUGAGUCAUUCUGCAGCUGUGCACUUGCAGACUCCUAUACGCAUAAGACUGGAGGCCCUUGGGAAGCCCCCUGGCAUAGGUCUACUUUCCUACUGUCAUAAAAGCAAGAAAUGCCCCCAAAGCAGCAGGGGUUCAGCCAGGGCCUGGUGGGUGCAAACUCAGAGAAAGGCAUGGAGUGGAUAGCAAUAUGGUGUUCUCUGUCCCUCAGCUUUCCAGUGUGAGUCUGGGUGCCUGGGUGACAGGGCACGGCAACGGGGAGAGAGUUCUCCUCUCCUUGGUGGAAACAUUGACCUUAUCCCUUGAGAGCUGUGUUGAGUCAUUUCCAUUUCUUUUCUGGCAGUUCUGAGCCAGUUCUGAGCCUGCCCGGGUCCCCAGAGUUGUUUGCCACUUCUCCCCCACUCUCUUCUUCCUGAGUGCCUGCCACCUCCCUCUCCACCUGGUAGUAAGCCUUUCUUGCUCCUUUUUCUAAGAAUAUAUUUUAUCGAGCAAUUUAUUUUUUAGGUUGAGGAGUAACUUGUCUAUUUGCUGGAUUGGAUUUUUAUAAAAUCCCAGUCUGUAAACUGACACCAACUGUGUUUACUUGGGUUCACCUGUGCGUGUAGCUACGGCACUUGUUGUGUCACCGGUCAAGGCUGUGCAGCCCUUCCCUCAUUCAGCAGAUCUGACAAUCCUACCUCAAAGCUCAUGCUCUCGGCCCACAGGGUGGCCUUGUCCAGCUGUGUGUACAGAUGUGACCAGCUGGACACAUGUUUAGGUGUUUCUAUUUCAGCCUCUGCCACUCCUGAGAUCUUGGCAGUCAACUGCUUAGAGCAUGUCAGGGUUGGGCCUCUGUUUUUAUCACACCAAAUGGUAUCCAGGGGCACCUUUCUUAAAGAGGGGUGGCCUGUCCUGUCCUAGCUGUGCAUGACCCCGUGCAGUCAUAUGUGGGUAGCAGCCUCCUCUCUUUUCUUUCACAUGGUUUCAGCUUGGCUCCUUUGCCUUAGCUCAGCUGGGACAGCAGGGCAGACACCUAAAGUUCAUUCAUGACCAAGCAGGAUCUUGAAAGGUUGGACAGCUCCUGAAUCCUCCAAACCCGGGACCCCACUCUGCCUCAGCUCUGAAUCUUUGAAGAGGAGCAAGCAAGGUCAUCCUGGGUUGGAAGUCACCCUCUGGAGAGCCAGUAACUUUGGUAAGGAGAGAUGUGAGAACUGGAGAAGGCAAAAGUCCACAAGUUCAGGCAGUUUCUUUAAGAAGAUAGUUUCCUGAAAUUUAGAGCAAUGACCAUUCUCUUAAGAAGAUAAUUACCUGAAGUUCAGAGAAAUGACCAAGACCAUGUCCUCCAUCUUAUCCACCUGUGGGAAGCCCUGUGGGUGGAGAGCAAGCAAGGUUUUGUUUUUCAACUUCCCCAGGAGUCCAGUUGCAAUACCACUAAUCCCAGGGACCUUGUCAACUUGUCAGGCUGCCCUACUGUUUCUUCCAUCUUCAGCACAAAAUGCCUUCAGGAACAAGACUGAACCUAAGGGAGCAGGGAAGUCUGAGCAAAACACAUCUCUGAGGGAUCAGCAACAAGGAAGAACCCAACUUCUCAUGGCCUUUUGUCACCAUCCCAGAAGCCCUGGGGUUAACCUGGGAGUAUCACUGGCCAUCAAAUUCCCUUUACUUCAAAACAUGGUAACACUUUUUUGUACAUAAAAAUUGUAUCACGGUGCUGUUACAUGUUGGGGUGGCUGAGGUGUAAUUUGUAAACUAAGCAGUUUUGGUAAGAGGAAUUCAAAGUAAUUUGAAAUGACAAGUUCCAUUGCAUUGUAAAUAAUGCGUCUAAAUGUAGUUCUGCUAUUUGUUCUUUGCUAGUGAGUUUUGUCGAAAUUUAUGCCUUUCCUUUGAGAAGUAAUAUCUUUAGAAGUUAUCCAAUAAAACCUCACUGCGUAACAUUAUAACCCAUAAUUCAAAGCAAGGUAAGGCAUUGCACAUAGCCCUAUUUUUCCCUCCUCUCUCUCCUGUUUGGAAAAUGAUGCUAAAUGAAGUGGUUAUCGGUCAUCUUGGCCCACAGAGUAACUAACCUGAAAAUUAUGCAACUGUACAUAGCUCUCGGUUCCAUUAUCAGCCCUGUGUACUUGCCAUUUAGACAGUGCUCUAAGGUAUCCCAUGACCCAUCAAGGUCAUAGGGAAAGAUUUUGCCUAGUAAACCUGAGAAAAACAGGCUCACCCAGAGCAAUAGGACAGGCCAAUUCUUCUUGCUCUUGUUGCUCAGAUUUGCUCCUUAUGGUGCCAUUGCCCUUCUACCUAUCACAGUCCUCUCAGGAAAUGAUCAGAAUACAGGAUCAACGUGUAUUUCUUCCAGGGCUAUUUGCAUUUAAGCCUUAAUUCUAAAUGUUCAUGAAAGGGUUGGUCCCCUGAGGAGGCAUUUUGUAGCACAAGUGGGCACAUGGCUCAUAGAUGAAGGUACUUGUGGAACCAGAAAUACUUCUUGUGGUUGAGGUGGUGCAGGGGGAUAAGAUCCUUGGGGUCAUUAGCCAUGGGGAUGCUGAAACACCCCUGGAUAAUGUCAGGGUUUCUCAGCUUUUGACAUUUGGGGAUAAUGCUCUGAUUUGGGAGGCAGAAAGGGGAGGGUUGUCCAGGGCACUGUAGGGAGAUUCAGCAGUAACUCUGGCCUCCACCCACUAGAUGCCAGUGGCAACCCCCAAAUUUGUGAUAACAAGGAAAAGUGGCUAUAAAUAUUGCCAAAGGUCCCCCAAGGGGCACUCCUGUUAGAGACCACUAGGUUAUACAAGUGGUUUGUUAUGUGUUAUUAGGCAGAGUGAUAUGUGAGGCAUCCACUUCACACAGGCCUUUGUCUCAAUAGUCAAGAUGAGAAUUUUCCAAGUCUCUUAUAUUCUGCAGCUGGGGGGUGGAGAGGAAAGGGGUGAGCCUAGAGUCGAAGCCAAGUUGUCAGGUCCUUGCAGCCCCACUCUCCACUCCUCUCCGAGAGAGCAAAAUUUCUUACUUCCAUUUUCCUUGGCUACUUCUGACUGUAAGCCAUAGGUUGCCAGAAAUUAGAAUCAGACAUCAUUAGAAGGCAGCCAAACUCUAUGCUGAUCCUGGGUCAUCUCAGGACUUCUCUUUACCCAGUGAGCUCUUUUUAUUGAUCACAUUCCUUAGUAGUAACCCUCCCACUCCCAAGAAAGGACCCAGAAGCUUUCAUUUCAAGUGGACUGUAAAAAUAAGUAAGGAUGCAUUUGGACAAACAUAUUGAUCAGACCUCAAGUUCAGUCUUGGAAAUGCCUCUCCUUUAACCUGGCUUUGAUUUUGGUUUAGGACAUGGGUGGGGGCAAAUAUCUUAAAUCUUCUGUGCCUCAUACCCCACCAGAAGAGAGGACUAAUCAUACUAACCUACCUCCUCUGGUUACUGUGAGGACUACAAAGUAACACUUUUUAAAGAAAAUGUCUAUUUUACUGAUUGAGCCUGGCCUAUCGGUUCACUCAUCGAAUCAGAGCUGGAAGCAUAACUUUCCCUAAUCUCCUCUGACCAUAGUGUCUUCCAUUCAAGCCUUUGAAAAAUGAGAAUGUGUUUUUAUGUCACAGCUGCCUGGCUUGGAGGGGAUAUAAUUCACAUUUAAAACAGGCUCCCUAUGACAAUAGCCCUCCAAAUUCCCAUUCUCAACAAGGACUGUUUAAAUUUGUAAGAAGGGCUGUAAACAGGCUCCGUGUCAGCAUUCUCAUUUCAGUUCCAAAGGCAUCUGUGUGCAGAGGGCCCUUAAAUCCUGGAAAGAAACGAAUCCACCUUUUUUGCCUCCUUAUUUUCAGUCUUAGUUGCUAAUGGGCCCCGCCAACCCAUCGUGUCUCCUUUGUUUCCAAAGACGUCGGCAGUUUUGGAAACCAAUGUCUAAGACUAAGGUGAGAAACAACUAAAUGGCCUUUGAGAAGGCUGGGUGGGUGGACUGAAGGCCAAAGGGAUCGGUGGUCAUCACACUGCUGGCAGAGAUUCCAUCAAGAGGAAACUCCUGCCUUUCCCGAUGAUUGACAUUGACUUCAGUUAGGAGUUGGGUGUGGAAAUUAACAAGAAAGUCUCAUCUGGAGACACUGAUAUUUCCUUAAAGGACACAGGUCUUGGAGGGGUAUAAACUGCCCAAUCUAGUCUUUGAGGGGCAGGCAAGGACACUGCUUGUUCGGUCUGCCCCUCACAAAAGAUCCAAGUUUGGAAACGUGACUGCUUGUGGCCUUGCAAGCAGAGUCCGGGGUUCUUUGGGGCUAGGGGGGAAGCUUUCCUGCCUGGGGAGGGUCUUCCCAUGUCCUGUCACACUUGCUGACUGCACAUCUCAAGCCUCAGACUUCCCUACCCCAAGAGGAAGUGGAGAGUGAGCGAAGCAGAAAAAGUUAAAUGCAUGAUGUAGAAUUGCGAAUUUCACGCUAAACUGUUGUAUUAAGCAUGAAGUCUGUUGAAUGUUGGCAAAGGAAUUUUAAAAGUAACAAAAAGCUUUGUGUCAUUGUUUUGGCUGUGACAGACCUUCAUUUUCCUGCCUUUCUUUACCUAUUUUCUCCCUUCCCUCACCCCUCCCAUCAUAUCCACUGUCACUGCUUGUUGUUAUUUGGUGGCAGCUCUUGGUCCAAUUGGUGUUCAUGUUCCACUGGAAAUACGGAGGGAGGAAGAAGGGGAAGGAAAGCAACUUUUUAAUAAUUUUUGUAUUGGUAUUCACAAGCGUUUGUAUUUUUUAAAUGGCAAACACUGUGUUUCCUGGUCUUUGGGGGUUGACUAAAUUUUGUGUAUUGCCUUUUGGAAAAUCUGAGUUUUACCACCGUCUUAAGCAGAUUUGAAAUAAAUUCUUUUGACACUGCCAACAACCGAA
Molecule: messenger RNA, 10820 nt
Organism: Sorex araneus (European shrew)
Lineage: Eukaryota; Metazoa; Chordata; Mammalia; Eulipotyphla; Soricidae
Gene: TRIM67
Product: tripartite motif containing 67
Exons: 10
Coding region: 2611-4974 (787 amino acids)
Molecular function (GO): zinc ion binding; protein binding
Source: RefSeq, a predicted model, not a curated record